UUUAAUUCUUUCAUAUUCAUAGCCAGCCAUCUGAUUUUCACCCAAGUCCCAAGUCGUCUAAAACUUCUAAGCUUAAUUAUUUUUUUUUUGGUACACAGUGAAAAGAUUGUUGACUUUUCAACGCUAACGUCUCACACAAAUUUGCAAAAUGCCGAGAGACUUCAAAGCGCCUGUCAAUGUUUCGCCACUCAUUAGGUUUGGCCGAUGGAGCUUCUUGUUGUUAGGUGUAACAUAUGGAGCUACUAGACAUAGUUAUCUUCAAAAGAAAGAAGACAAAACAAAGGAAAUCCGUCAUAAAAAGAUUGCUGAAAGAGAAGCCAAGAUUGCUGCAGAAAAGAAGAAAUUUGUUGAAGAUGAAAUUAAAAGUUUGGAUGUCAUAUUCAAUCCUCCGAAGACUGUUACAUAAAGGAAGGAUGGCAGAAAUUUAGAUUGAAAAUAAUAAAACAAAUAUUGUCUCAUCAAUAUCAUAUAGAUUAAAUUUUUAAAUUUUCAUUUGUAGUUACUACUCCAAAUUAUUUUAAUGUGCAGAUAAAAUGUAUUCAUAUAAGAAAUAUGUACAGGAAAAUACAUGUUUUCUUAGAACUUAA
Messenger RNA from Diuraphis noxia (Russian wheat aphid), 587 nucleotides. It is a transcript of the gene ATPsynE, whose product is annotated as ATP synthase, subunit E. Gene Ontology annotation, cellular component: proton-transporting ATP synthase complex. Gene Ontology annotation, biological process: proton motive force-driven ATP synthesis. Gene Ontology annotation, molecular function: proton transmembrane transporter activity. NCBI's taxonomy places the organism in Eukaryota, Metazoa, Arthropoda, Insecta, Hemiptera, Aphididae. The record is from RefSeq and is a predicted model, not a curated record.